Magallana angulata is the source of this 4394-nucleotide messenger RNA. RefSeq names its product zinc finger CCCH domain-containing protein 13-like. The record is from RefSeq and is a predicted model, not a curated record. Gene Ontology annotation, biological process: cilium assembly. The transcript has 23 exons. Gene Ontology annotation, cellular component: microtubule; cilium. Gene Ontology annotation, molecular function: microtubule binding. Lineage: Eukaryota; Metazoa; Mollusca; Bivalvia; Ostreida; Ostreidae. The coding region runs from base 139 to 4308 and encodes 1389 amino acids.
ACGAGUCUGCGCAUGUCAGUAAACACGAAUUCCUGGCGACAAAAUAAACUAACCAAGAAUGGCAAGGUGUUUUGAAGAAAAGAAAAUAGGAGGAUAGCAGCAAUGUGACACGGGAUUUAUACCAAACAUUAACUAAAUAUGAAUUACGGGUUGUUAAACUUCAAGGCUCAAAAUGGCAAACCUGGAAUAUUUUUUACAAAUGAACAAUCUAGGAAAACAGCUAAGAAGGAAUAUUCUUUACGAGUGAAGUCAGCACCCAGUCAUUCAGUUGUUGAUUAUAAAACAAGGAAACAGCCAUUUGAACUGCGCCACCAUCCCAAGAAUUAUGACCGAGUAGAACCAGAAGUGGACAACGUCCUCAAACCUCUCCCUGACGAUAAACAACAGGAACCGGAGAAGCCGAAAAAGCCCGUCAAAAACUUCAUUCAGAAGAACCGAGAAAAAAUCGUCAGGGGCAAGAAGGGAAAGGACGAUGAUAAGAAUGGGACAGUGACCUUGACCCAGGAUCAACUCAAUGCCAUCUUGGCGUCAGUCGGGAAGGUCGCGACAGGAGAGGAGGACGAACUGAAGAUAUCUUUUGAUUCAAAGCAUCAUGAAGUGUUGAUAGAAUCGCCAAGGAGGAAGGAUUAUGACGACGAAACAGAAAAACACCACAGAGAUCGCUCAGAGAAAGAAAACGGUCAUUCCAAGUCCCGCAAAGACCGCCGAAAGAAGGAGGAUGACAGUAUUUAUGCUCUGAUGGGAGGAGAUUCAACCAAUAGAUCCAAGAAAGACAGAGAGAAGAGAGUAGAGCGAGAUUCCUCAGAUGAACGAGAUUACCGUCACAGAAGGUCUCGAGAUAGCUCACAAGAACGAGAUAGAAGAAGUGAUCACGACCAAUCAGAAGAAAGAAAUCAUCGACGAAACAAAAAAUCAAGGGAAGACUCCGAGGACAGGGACCACUCUCGAGAAAGGUACAAACGCUCACACAACAGAGAUCGUAAUCAUGGUCGCGAGCGGGACCGAAAUCCCAGCUUCGACCCUGAUUACGAUCGUAAAAAGAAACAGGAAGACUCUACAGACAGAAUUCUCAAGGACUUGCGCCUCAAGGCAGAGUCUCAGCUACAAAAGAGCCGUGAGAGUGACAAAUUCAGGGAGGCGAAGGUCAAAGACAGUGAAACGAGGGACACUAAAAAGUCUGAGCCCUCCACCAACCACCUCUCCCCUGACCCUAACAUUGAUCCUGUCUCACCACGAGAACUGGCUGGUAUUCCAGUGACCUUGCCGUGGAAGCACAUGACUAAGGCGGAGCGCAGGAGGUUAAUGAUCGCCAGGGAGAAGGUUAUUGCAGAGGCAGAAAAGAAAAAGGAGGAGGAUGGAAAAUCAAGAUGGAGAGAAAUGGUGAAGGAAGAAACAGAGAAGUUACAGACAACAAAGAAAAGGGAAAGCAGACGCCGUAGUCCAAGCUACUCCCCUCCCAGAUCUAGGGAUGGUUCCCGAGAUAGAAGACGUAGUGGAUCUCGAGAUCGAAGAGAAAGGUCAAGGGACAGACGACAUGACAGGAGAUCUCCGUCUUAUGAAAGAAAUGGGUCAAGGUCAAGAGACAGACGACGUAGGUCACACUCUGAUGAUCGCAGGGAUUCACGCUCAAGGGAGAGGAGACAUCAUAGGGACUCGCACUCGAGAGAGAGGAGGAGCUCAAGGGAGAGGUCUCGAGAUGACUCGGCUGACAGGUCGAGACACAGGUCACACAGAAGGUCACCUUCUCCGCCCACUCGACAGGAAGACAAGGUCAGCAGUACCAGCGUCGCAACAGGUGCUAGCAAAAGGCCGCCAACUAACAUGACACUAGCAGAGAAAAAGAAGCUGCAGUGGGAGAAAGAAAGAGCUGAGUCACAGGUGGGAUACACUCCGUGGGGAAGGCCCGGUGCAGGAGCACCCCUGAGGUCAAAGUCUGGGAAACUAGCAGCGGACUACAGAGCUAGACAGGUGGUCAACAAGGAAAAUUAUCCAGAUACAAUUAAUGAAGAAUUGGACACCAUCAAUCAAAAUAGUUCCCAGAAUGCAUCUGAGGCCACCAAAAGCAGACGGGAGAGAAAGGAGAGUCAGAGGGAGGAGGUCCAGAGGAAUGAACAGCUCGCUCCAAGUCAGUCCAAUCGUAAUGUUCCAGCGGCCAUGAGAAGUUCUUUUAUUUUCGGGCAAAUUGCUCCAGAUUCUGAUAGAUUUGAGAAUACUAAAGAACAGGAGCGCCAACAAUGGCUGAAGGAUCUUGAAAGACAAAGAGAGGAAAAGCGUGAACAACAGAUCAAAGACUAUGAGAACACGUUGAAGGGCACCAACACCUGGGCGGACAAGUUUAGCAAUGACUACAGACCUGCGCGGCUACCUGAACAGCCCCCGGAGUCCGUCCACCGGGAUGAUGUGGGGGGCGGGGUGGAGGCGGCCCGUAUCAGUAGCGCCCCGGUCAAUGUGGGUCAGUCACAGGACGACGAUGACGAAGACAAAACUUACAUCCGCGGCCAGAAUGUUUACAUGGAUCCAGUCACAAAGAAAGAGUUGGAGGACAAGAGACUGAGGCAGUUAGAGCAUCAGAAAGCUGUAAUGGAGCAGGUUCAAGAGAAACAAAGACAAAAACAACUGGAGCGUGAACGCAAGAUGGCGGAGGAUGCUGAGGAGGAGCGCAAGCUUCAGGCGGAGCGUGACCGCCUCCAGAGACAGUUUGAAGUGGACCAGAGCAAGCUCAAAGUCAGAGAGAUGAAGAGACAGGAAGAGGUAGAGAGGCUGAAGGCGGCCAUGGAUGAGGCGCAUGAGAAGGCCAUGAGGGAAAAAUACUCACGCAAAAUGCAGCACCUGGAGCAGGGCGGCCAUGACACCACCCAACUGAAGGCCCACCUGGCAGCUGUUCUGGGUGGAGAAUCUACAGAGAGAGAGGCUCCAACAAAUCGGCAAGGUCAUGAGACACUACGGAAUACACAAUCUAUAGCAAAAAUCACUCCAAGAGGGGGCGAAUUUAGAGACCCAAGAGGAGACCCGACCCAUAUCGUACCCUCUCAGGUCCCCGGCUUAGACCUAGAGUUGUCCCCCCGCCUGUUAGGACCCCCAACGGCUCAGUAUACACAGAAGGACUCGUACCAUGAACCUCACUACACAGAGAACCGGGUGCUGACCCCCAACAAGUACAGGCACCACGGCCACACGGCAGAGUUCGGCACUCAAACUGGUAUGAAAGUUGGUGAUGAGGUGGACACUGACAGAGAUGAGGGGCCUGGGAUUCCCAUAGAAACCAAGAGGGAGGUCACAGAUGCGGGCAUACUGUACAAGUUUGUAAACAACAAAAGAGUCCGAGUCAAGAGUGCUCCCAAAGAGGAGCUCCAGAAAAACCGGGAACCGCCAGAAAAUCCAAAGAAGAGAAAGGCUGAGAAAAACAAAGGGAAGAAACUCUGGAACUACCAGAACAAGGCACUGAAAAAACCCAUAAAGCAGUCGGAGAGGGAUCCACUGUAUGAGAAGAAGAAAGAGGAGAGUAGGAUUCGUCGACAACAUCGGGAACAGCAACUAAGGGAAAUGGUGGAGAAAAAUCGGGACAUUAUACCCACAGAGAGGCACACCAGGACCCCAGGACAUUCCCGAGAUCACUCCCCUGUGUCCGACGGAGGCCGCACGCCCAGGAGCACGAUGAAGGAAUACAGUGCUUACAGUGUGAGGAGGGCCAAGUCCCACUCCCCCGACAGGAGUGAAUCUAGAACUGCCACUAGAACAAUCGAAAGGGCAGAGUCCCCCAUAAACAGGAAGUCCCCUGUCAGCCAUCAUUCUAUAUCCCCCGCACCCUCAGGGAGAAGAUCUCCGCCUAUCCCCGCACUGAGGUAUAGGGGCUCCGACAGGAAUUCCAACUAUUUGCCCAUAGACUAUGAUCCAGCGGGAUUGGGAACUAGAAUAGUGAGCAAGUAUAAUGAUACUGAUCCACUAGAAAUCCCAGUGGGUAACAGUCAGUUUGUGGCAUAUCACAGAACGGUCGAUAUUCUGGACCCUGCGAAGGCCACCUCUCCCAUGCCUCUCUCGAGAGAGGCAACCCAAGUGGCCAAUGCCAGGAAAGCUUACAUCAAGGGCAUGAAGCCUGGUAACUAUGGCAACAGGGUAGACAACUACCAGGACAGGAUGAGGAUGCCUAACGAACAGAGGCGAAAAGACCCCAUCCUGGACCCCUCACUAGUCACAGAUCAUCCAACCCAGAGGCAGGACGCCAUUCUACAACAACUCUCAACAAUGAGGGAGAACUUAAUGCAGAGACAGCGAGAACUGGAGACCUUCUCCCCUACAGAUCUGGAAUAGAGACACUUGUAACUGAAUCCUCGUACAAUGGACAAUAGGACUAGAGUUUAUACUUUUAUACAGAAUGUAUUUAUUGUGACUUCAUU